Molecule: messenger RNA, 2200 nt
Organism: Coregonus clupeaformis (lake whitefish)
Lineage: Eukaryota; Metazoa; Chordata; Actinopteri; Salmoniformes; Salmonidae
Product: OTU domain-containing protein 5-A
Exons: 9
Coding region: 229-1881 (550 amino acids)
Biological process (GO): protein deubiquitination
Molecular function (GO): cysteine-type deubiquitinase activity; K63-linked deubiquitinase activity
Source: RefSeq, a predicted model, not a curated record
UGUGGGGGACUGGAGAGCUUGGAGGACGGGAAGAGGGAGAAGGUUUGUUUUUGUUCGCGUAUCCCCAGAAAACAAAGCCAAUAACAGAUUAUAUUGAUAUAUUUUGUCACGUACGUGUUUAAGGUCGAAUAUUGCACAAAAACGGACGUCCCAAACGGCAAAGUAGGCGUACUACAUUCUGGAAAGGAAGAAUCGUCACCCCUUUUACCCCCUCCCUAACAGACAACCAUGACGAUUCUUCCAAAAAAGAAGCCAAACGCCAGUGUCGGUGUUUCGGACCACCCGGACGAAACUGACAGAAGAAGUGGCUCUGACACACAUCAACAUCCUCACGGAGGUCGUACAGGUACAAGACCAAGGGCCUCGCCGCCGCCAUGGUCGUAUCAAGCCGCGCCACCUUCGGCAAGGGAAGAUAGACGGAACGAGGCUAGCUCUCGGCCGCAGCAGGCCUCUCCUCCUCCCGUGGGUUCAGGCUCUCCUGUUGGACCUGGGGAUGGGAAUGGGACUGGAGGAAUACAAUGCGUUGCUGGGACACGCGGAGAACUGUCAGGCAGCGUUGGCUGUGGUGGAGGAAUUGGAAGUUGCUGUUCGGGGCCUGGUCUGAGUAAAAGGCGACGACAAGCAACCUGCUCUGGUGUGGCUGGUGGUGGAACACCCGGCGGAGGUGGAGGUGGCGGCGGAGGUCCCAGUGCUGAUUCGGAGGAAGGUGCAGGUUACAACAGUGAAGAUGAGUACGAGAAUGCUUCGAGACUGCAGUCUGAGGACCCAGCCACAGUGGAGCAGCAGGAGCACUGGUUUGAAAAAGCGCUUGGGGAAAAGAAAGGAUUCGUCAUUAAAAAAAUGAAAGAGGAUGGAGCAUGUCUCUUCAGAGCUGUCGCUGAUCAAGUAUAUGGAGACCAAGAUAUGCAUGAAGUUGUUCGUAAACACUGUAUGGACUACUUGAUGAAAAAUGCAGACUACUUCUCGAACUACGUGACAGAAGACUUCACCACAUACAUCAACAGGAAGAGGAAAAACAACUGCCACGGGAACCACAUUGAGAUGCAGGCUAUGGCGGAGAUGUACAAUCGGCCAGUGGAAGUUUACCAGGAGGGCACAGAACCAAUCAACACGUUCCAUGGUAUUCAUCAAAACAAUGACGAACCAAUCAGAGUCAGCUACCAUCGUAACAUUCACUACAACUCUGUGGUAAACCCCAACAAAGCCACAAUUGGAGUAGGUCUUGGACUUCCUGCUUUCAAACCAGGGCAGUAUGCAGACCAGUCACUUAUGAAGAACGCCAUUAAAACCUCAGAGGAGUCCUGGAUCGAGCAGCAGAUGCUGGAAGACAAGAAGAGAGCCACAGACUGGGAGGCUACCAACGAGGCCAUCGAGGAGCAGGUGGCCAGGGAGUCCUACCUGCAGUGGCUCCAGGACCAGGAAAAGCAGGCGCGGCAGCCACGUAAGGCUAGUGCCACCUGCAGCUCGGCAACUGCAGCAGCGUCCAGUGGUCUAGAAGAGUGGAGUGCCCGCUCGCCCCGGCAGCGCAGCUCAGCUCCCUCACCAGAGAACACUGACCCCUCCCACUCAGACACAAGCACCAAGCCCCCCUCCCCUGCUGGAGCGACCCUCAUCAUGUCCAAGCCCCCUUCACCUUGUGCCCCAGGUCCCAGCAACCAGGCUUGUGUUAGGCCUGAUAGACCCACCUCUUCAACUCUAAAGUCUCUGUACCCUGCAUUGGAGUACCGUGCUAUCAUGCAAGAAAUGUCACCCACCGCCUUUGGUUUAACAGACUGGGAGGAUGAUGAGAUUCUGGCCUCAGUCUUGGCUGUUUCACAACAAGAGUACCUCGACAGCAUGAAGAACUCUAUGCAUAGAGAACCUUCUCCGGACAGCAGUUGAUAAAGGGGAUCAAGCACACACAACUUCCCCUGAAAGGAAGGGGACAGAACAGAGAGAAAUCCAAACGUCAUCAUGCAACCAUCCAGUCUUCUGUUCUCCCUCUCCCUCCAUCUCUGCCUUUCCACACCUACCAAUAAAGAUCCAGCAUAAUAAGACUCCACCCCCUACCUUUCUAAUACCAUUGAUACCAUCAUUGGACUUCACAGUUUCACAGUUUAUGAAAUUCAUAUUCAUGUUCUCCAGCAACACCCCAACAUCAACAUAUGUGAAAGUGGCAUGUUUCUAUGUUUUUUUGGGAAUAAAGAUAGAGGAAGAUAAA